Molecule: messenger RNA, 316 nt
Organism: Capronia epimyces CBS 606.96
Lineage: Eukaryota; Fungi; Ascomycota; Eurotiomycetes; Chaetothyriales; Herpotrichiellaceae
Exons: 2
Source: RefSeq, a predicted model, not a curated record
AUGGCCCCUCUCGCCCCCUUCAAUCCUCCACUGGGUCCCAACCCGGUCUUCGCCCAGCCCACCGAGCAGACGCUUCAGAUGAAGGAAAAGGUCUUCUCGUUGACCGGCGACGACUUCACCGUCACCACGGUGGCCGGGAUCCAGGUCUGUCGCUGUAAGGGAAAAGUGCUGUCCAUCAGCAGUGCGAAAAAGUUCACCGAUAUCAACGGCAACGAGAUCUUCACUCUAAAGAACAAACAUUUCUCUUUGCACAAGAGCUUCCACGCCGAGGCUCCUAAUGGUCAUGACAUCUUCCAGGUCAAAGGCCAUUUUUCGC